Solea solea (common sole) is the source of this 3541-nucleotide messenger RNA. It is a transcript of the gene enpep, whose product is annotated as glutamyl aminopeptidase. Gene Ontology annotation, molecular function: zinc ion binding; peptide binding; metalloaminopeptidase activity. The transcript has 20 exons. Lineage: Eukaryota; Metazoa; Chordata; Actinopteri; Pleuronectiformes; Soleidae. Gene Ontology annotation, biological process: peptide catabolic process; proteolysis. Bases 203 to 3079 code for a protein of 958 amino acids. The record is from RefSeq and is a predicted model, not a curated record. Gene Ontology annotation, cellular component: cytoplasm.
UCUGACAGAUUCCCCUCUCUUCACUUCUCCUCCUCCUUCUUCUCUCCAACCCACAGCACAACAGAGGGAAGUGUUGGAUUCCACUCACACAGCGAAUAGAAAUACCCCAGGAGCCAAAGCCAAGAGCUCUGGCUUCAGAUCAGAUUUACACCUUUUCACUCAAUAAAGUUGUGCUUUAGUCUUCUGAGGUCUGGAGGCUACCAUGGUUGACAGCAUGGAUUUGGAGAAGCAGCAGAAGCGUUACUGCAUCCGUGGUAUGCAUGUGGUCAUCAUUUGUGUGACGGUGGUGGUGUGCUCUUUGGCGGUGGGCCUUGGGGUGGGCCUCUCCAAGCCACACACGACUACCAUCCUCCCCGACUUCACCACGCCAGGCACCACAGCAGGGCCCACACUGCCUCCUCCGCUGGGCAGAGGGCCCUGCAAGCCGUCCACUGACUCCAACGGAGACUGGAAGAAUUUCCGUCUGCCCAGCUACGUGAAACCCAUCCACUAUGACCUGAAUCUGGAGCCAGACUUUGGCGACGACACCUACACGGGCACCGUGGACAUCCACGUGGAAGUCAGCAAGCCCACUCGCCAUCUGUGGCUCCACAUCAGGGAGACGUUUGUCAGUGCGGUGCCCAGGCUGAAGCUGCUGAACAGCCAGGGGGGUCAGAAGGAGCUGCAGGUGAAACACUGCUUUGAAUACAAACCUCAGGAGUACGUUGUGGUAGAGGCUGCAGAGAUGCUGCCCGUCACUGCCCCAGGAGAGGUGUAUGUGCUUAGCCUGGACUUCCAGGGCUGGCUCAAUGGCUCUGUGGUAGGAUUCUACAGAGUCAUAUACACUGAGGAGGGUCGCACUAAGAAGAUUGCUGCAACCGAUCAUGAGCCAACAGAUGCCCGCAAGUCUUUUCCCUGCUUCGACGAACCCAACAAGAAGGCCACAUACAACAUCUCCAUCAUUCAUGAUUCAGACUAUAACGCUCUGUCCAACAUGCCACUGCAGGGCUCCCCUCAACAAUUGCUUAGCAAUAAGCUGAAGACCUCCUUUGAGAAGUCUGUCCCAAUGAGUACCUAUUUGGUAUGUUUUGCAGUGCACCAGUUUGGCUUUGUGGAAAGAACUUCAGCUCGAGGAAUUCCUUUGAGAAUCUAUGCCCAGCCAACGCAGUUAAAAACUGCAGAGUAUGCAGCAAACACAACCAAAAUCAUCUUUGAUUACUUUGAAGAAUAUUUCAAAAUGGACUAUUCCAUCUCCAAACUGGAUAAGAUAGCCAUCCCUGACUUUGGUACUGGUGCUAUGGAGAACUGGGGCCUCAUCACUUACAGGGAGACCAACCUACUGUAUGAUGAGAAGCAGUCUUCCUCCUAUAACAAGCAGCGAGUGGCCAGUGUUAUUGCCCAUGAGCUGGUGCACCAGUGGUUUGGGAACAUUGUGACCAUGGACUGGUGGGAUGACCUCUGGCUGAAUGAGGGCUUUGCCAGUUUCUUUGAGUACAUUGGUGUGGAGGAGGCUGAGCCUUCAUGGGGCAUGCGAGACAUCAUGAUCAUCAGUGAUGUCCUUCCUGUAAUGGUGGAUGAUGCCCUCCUCUCCUCACAUCCAAUCAUUGUUGAUGUCUCAACUCCAGCAGAGAUCACCUCUGUGUUUGAUGCCAUCUCAUACAGCAAGGGAGCAUCCAUUCUAAGGAUGCUGGAGGACUGGAUGGGCAAAGAUAUGUUCAGAGAUGGCUGUCGAAAAUAUUUGAAAGACUACUACUUCAUGAAUGCCAAAACAGCCAACUUCUGGGCAUCUCUCGCCAAUGUGAGUGGCUUGCCAGUUGCAGAGGUCAUGGACACAUGGACCAAACAGAUGGGUUAUCCUGUGCUUGAUGUGUCUGUGUCAGAGACUGAUGCCAAACUGACACAGAGUCGUUUCCUCCUGGAUCCUAAAGCCAAUGCUAGCAUGCCCCCUUCACCUCUUGAGUACAAGUGGACCAUUCCUGUAAAAUGGCAGUCUGUAACAAGCAACAAGGCAAUGCUGACCAUGUUUGACAAGAGCAGCAAUGAGCAUGUCAUCAGUAACUACACACCCACAGUGGACGGUCUGCUGAAGGUCAACAACGACCACAUAGGAUUCUACAGAGUCAACCAUGAUGUGCAUAUGUGGAACACUAUCAGUGAACAACUAAAGCGCAACCACAAGGUGUUUGAUGCAGCUGAUCGUACAAGUUAUAUUGAUGACGUUUUUGCACUGUCAAGGGCAGACAUUAUAGAUUAUGGUAAUGCCUUCAAUCUGACCAUGUACCUGACCAAUGAGACUGACUACAUAGUGUGGGACCGUGUGGCCUCCUCUAUCGCCUAUGUUCGGGACAUGCUGUCAGGUGAUCUCUACAAAAUGUUUCAGAAACUCUUUCUUGGCCAUGUUAACGCAAUCGCAACACAAUAUGGAUGGGAUGAUACAGGCACACAGACAGAAAGGUUACUGAGGGAAACCGUGCUCAGUAUUGCAUGUCAGAUGGGAGAUGAGAAGGCUCUGGCUGAAGCCUCCCGUAUUUUUGACAGCUGGAUUGAUGGAAGUCUCAGCGACGUAGCAGUGAACCUGAGGCUGCUGGUUUACCGAUAUGGCAUGAAGAACUCAAACAGUGAGGCCAAGUGGAAGAUAAUGUUCCAGAAGUACAUAGAUUCUACUUUGGCUCAAGAGAAGGACAAGCUUCUGUAUGGACUGGCUUCCGUGGGGGAUGUGGAUCUUUUGUUCAAGCUCCUGGAGGCCACGAAAAAUGAGAGUGUGGUGAGGAGUCAGGAUGUGUUCACUGUGGUGCGCUACGUGUCAUACAACCCACUGGGACAGAGCAUGGCCUGGGACUGGACCACACUGAACUGGGAUUAUCUGGUCAGCAGGUACACCAUCAAUGACAGGAACCUUGGUCGUCUACUUAAUCAAAUCACCACCACAUACAACACAGAAGUCCAGCUGUGGAAGAUGGAGCAUUUCUUCAGUCUAACACCAGAUGCCGGUGCUGGGAAGAUGCCCAGGCAGCAGGCACUGGAAACAGUGAGGAACAACAUUGAAUGGUUGAAGAAAAACAAGGAUGAGAUCGAAACAUGGCUGAAGAGCACACUGUAGAUGUGGAGCACAUGCACAGUACAGUAAAUAUUGUCUUUUUAGUUUUGUUAGGACAUUUAAGAUGAGAUUGUAGUAUUUUCGAAGGGCUAAUGCAGGGGGCUGCUAAUCUGAAUCAACAAUGUGAAAACACAAACCCUCUUUCUUACUUUCAGGUACUUGAAGUGUGGAUGUAUGUGGUACUGACACAGAGAACCUGCAUGUCUGUUCUGUGUGCGCCCCCUGCUGUCUCACAUAGCCAAGAACCACAUGAGACAUUCACACUAAGUGAAAUCAUGGCUACUAGUGGGGACACAAGAGAAAAAGAGAGUUCAGCCCCUUAACAAAAGACUCACCAAAUGUAUCAUUUUAUUUCAUUGAUAAUAAAAGUAAUGAUAUAUUGGAUCUGCCUCCAUUAGUAAGUUAAUGUGUUAGUUAAUGUGUUAUUUUGUGACUUUGAAAUUAUUAAAUUUCACUUUUACACUU